AUGGUUCAUGUUUUCUCUCGCAAGGCAUGGCGCUGUGUAUGGCAUAUGAUUCAGUCACUGGAUCCGAAGGUUUCUAACGUUUCGGCUUGUGUCUACUUUCUGUGGGCUUUAGUAUCCGGUGAUAUCCUUGUCUUCACCAGAUUUGUAAUCCAAUACAUCAUUUAUGUUUCUAAUACAAAUUCAAGUGACAUAAAAAAGAAGAAAGUGCACGAGCCAAAGCUGCAUAUGACCGUAUGUAAGAAUACGAUCAUGUGUAAUUUUAAAUGUAGGUACGCACAAAAUAAUACAACAACAACAACAACAACCGAUUCCAGUUCAUAAAUAAAAACAACAAAAAUAACAAAUAAGUUCCAAACUCGAACAUUAACUACGUACCACCUUAUAAAAACAAAUAACAAAAAAGAACAAAAGUACGACGUUGACAAAAAAAGAAAAAAGAAAAAAAAAACUACCAGCUCGUAUUCGAUUCUAACUCUAACGCCCAUGGAGGGCAGACGGUAUGAUAUUCGUCAAAAUGGAACUUUAGGUGAGAUUUGAAACAGUAAAAAGAACAGAAGAACUCGGGGUCAUAGUCGACCCAACCUAAAACAAUGAAGGUACCUGGGCAACGACAAUGACAAUUGUAGCAAAUUGGUCGUGUAGAACUAUUGUUAGGUAGCACAAAACCCCCCUCACAGAUAUUUCCUCCUGGUUUGGCAUACCUGAUAUCUCCAAGUACACAUAAAAUAUGCAAAGUGACCCCGCUUUCUGAACCAGUGUAGAACCAAGUCUCUGUAUUCGUUUCUCUUUCACAAAUAUCACACCAAUAUUUGUCGCUCGAUUUUUCACCGUAACAGAGAGUGAGUGGAUGAUCAUCAUACCUAGGAAGGCUAACCGUUAAUGGUAGAGUGGCGCAACGAAAAUCCAAAAAAUAAUUGCACUUGAGGCAACCUAUGACGACUUUAGUAUGAUCGAUGCCGCAGCUCUGACAAGUCUUAAAGUGACCGUGUUGUAGUUUAAGGUAGAGUAAAGGAUGAGGAUGACUUCCAUGGAUAAAAGGCACAUCAAUGGAACUGCAUAGCAAGUCAAAAGUCCCAUAUGUAUCAUGGUCAUAGACGAAUCCUUCAGAACAAACUUGAAGACAUGCAGAACAAGCUGUUGGCGAGUCAUCAGACUGUUCCAAUACAGAAAGAUGGAGAGGUUCUGGGCUCAGAAAAUGUCGUUUCUUCUUACGUAAAUUAGCACACAUUUCAUGGAGAAUGAAAAUGCAUUCUGAUUCUGAACAUUUGUAAAAUGUGUAAGAACCGAUGGGACGAACACAUGCUCCACACAAGCUGUUUUCUUCACCGUCUUUCCUGAGGCUCAUGAGGUUAUGUUGAUGAGCGCAGUGAGUAAUUGUGCUGUCAUCAUUCCUCUUGAAUGGCUCGAUGUCUUCAAUUUCUUCAGGUACUCCAUCGAGUUCUAUUCCAUCCCACACAUCUUUCCUUGUGGCGCACAAUGAAUGAAUAGCAUAAUUAGGACAAAGAGAACAUGAAUAAGCCCCAUAUGACCAAUCAAUCUCUUCCCAACAAACUCCACAUCUCCAUUCUCCAGGACCAAGAGGAUACUUGAAGGAUACACGGUGAUCAUGGUGAUUGACAUGAAUGACACGCGGUAAACGAGCACAUUUUUGAUGGAAGGUCAUGAAAUCACAUUGAACACACAUGUAAGGAGAACGAUCACCUUUCGUACCACAGGCAUCACAAACGAAGGAGAUCAAUCUUGGCAUGAGUGUGAGUGUAUGCUCAUGGACCUUGAGAUUUGAAAGAGCGACUGGUGGAGGUCUUUCAAUCGCACAACGCAUAUCCAAGUUGAACUUACAAAUAUCACAAUGAUAAAGGUGAGUGAUCUCUGGUGAGUCAAAUAUGAAGGUACAUCUUGUAUGAAUCACCAACCCGCAACGAAGGCAGCGAUAGCCCUUGCUGUCUUCGUUGCCAAUCUUGUGACAAAAGCUGCACCUAUCAAAAUAUGAAAGACCAAGCACUAGAGGAUGGUGAUGCCACGACAUAUUCAGAUGGAAUGGGGCAGAUCUGUGAUCAGCUAUGCAACCAAUGUCCAAAUUGAGUUUGCAAUCAGAGCAAUGAUAAAGAAGGCGUUUGGUGUUUUUACCGCAUAGAUGACAUUUGGGAUCGGUGUGAUCAGGAGCUCCGGUUGUGAGAAGCUUAAGACAAUGUCCAUCAUGAGAUGGGUGGUCGAAUAUCUCUUUUGCCGUGAACACAUAUACACAUUUCUUGUGAAUAUUAAACUUGCAUUCGCUGCAUGAGUAGCCACCAACAUGCAACUGAUCGCAAGCAUCGCAUUCCAUACCAUCACCUUGGUUAACGACGGAUACAAGAUGCUCGUGUCCACGUACAUUCUCAGUCAUGGCGUUUGCGGUUAGCAGAGGUGGAG
Arabidopsis thaliana (thale cress) is the source of this 2409-nucleotide messenger RNA. RefSeq lists its product as uncharacterized. The transcript is spliced from 3 exons. Lineage: Eukaryota; Viridiplantae; Streptophyta; Magnoliopsida; Brassicales; Brassicaceae. The record is from RefSeq and is marked reviewed. Bases 1 to 321 code for a protein of 106 amino acids.